AUGUUGGACAUCAAAACAUCGGAUUACCUGAGCAGAAAUGGGACGUUUCCCAACUUAUCAAUGAUUUUUGCCGAUACUCAUUAUAAAGGAUCAUGGAGUACACAUUCAUCAGGGCAAACACAAGAUCCAUAUCAAAUGUUUGGAGCCACCAGCAGUCGAUUAGCUAGCUCUGGUUCUGGUCAAAUUCAACUGUGGCAAUUUCUGUUGGAAUUGUUGUCUGAUAGCAGUAAUGCAGCAUGUAUCACAUGGGAAGGUACGAACGGUGAAUUUAAGUUAACCGACCCUGACGAAGUAGCACGUAGAUGGGGUGAAAGGAAAUCCAAGCCAAACAUGAACUACGACAAAUUAAGCAGAGCAUUAAGGUAUUAUUACGACAAAAAUAUAAUGACGAAAGUUCAUGGAAAAAGGUAUGCGUACAAGUUUGACUUUCAAGGGUUAGCAGCAGCUACUCAACCAGCUGCUGCAGAUCCGUCUGCAUACAAAUAUCAAUCAGAUUUGUUCAUGACAACCUAUCACCACCAUCACCACCAUUCUCCGAAAUUAAACUUCAUGUCACCUCAUGCACCUGGAAUAACAUCUACAGCAGGUAGCAUAUUUCCAUCGGCGUCGUCGUACUGGACCAACCCGGGUGCCAACCUCUACUCGAACAUCGCCGCUGCUUCCGCGUCGCACUCGAUGGGCCACCAUCAUCACCACCCUGGAGCAAGCACCGGCGUCAGCCACCACACGGGAGUUUCACCGCACCUGGCCAACUACUCGCAUUACGCGUCACCAUGA
Macrosiphum euphorbiae (potato aphid) is the source of this 777-nucleotide messenger RNA. NCBI's taxonomy places the organism in Eukaryota, Metazoa, Arthropoda, Insecta, Hemiptera, Aphididae. The record is from the annotation of a GenBank genome assembly.